This is a messenger RNA of Magnolia sinica, 2107 nucleotides long. RefSeq lists its product as hypothetical. The record is from RefSeq and is a predicted model, not a curated record. The transcript has 2 exons. The coding region runs from base 143 to 2038 and encodes 631 amino acids. NCBI's taxonomy places the organism in Eukaryota, Viridiplantae, Streptophyta, Magnoliopsida, Magnoliales, Magnoliaceae.
AGCAAUUUUCUAAUAAUAGUAACAACAGGAAUUGAAGAAUACUCUAGUAGAUUACUGUCGCCAUGCACAUGUAACCACCCCCCCGGAGAGACUCAUGCAUGUACAUUGAUCCAGACCGUCCAAAGCAAGAGCCCAACGAUGGAUGGAGUAUAGGCCAAAGAUCAGAUGGAUAUGGUUAAAAGAGACGAAUAUCAGACACCACCAACCUGCUGCACAAGGGAUGCUAGUAAGUUGGAUUCGUUUGAAAUACACACAACAUUUUAUUCGUUCCUCUACAGGAAAGGCAUUCCUUCAACAAUCAAAGAAAACCCUUCACACUCAUUUCCGCAAUUUCCAUUUGAUUCCAUUGAAAGGCUUGGCAACCUCUCCCCUCUCUCCCAUUUCAACAUCCACCUCCAAGGAAAUGGAGGUUUUGCCCAUCAGAACCACCUUCACGCUACCAGCUCCAAUACCACCAUGGCCAUCAGGAGAGGGAUUUGCAACAGGAAGUAUAGACCUAGGAGGGCUAGAGGUGCGCCAGAUCUCUACCUUUACCAAGGUUUGGGCCACUCAUGAAGCGGGUCCUGAUAACCUGGGCGCCACAUUUUUCAGGCCUUCACCUAUACCAGCUGGAUUCUUCAUGCUAGGUUGCUAUUGCCAACCCAACAACAAGCCCCUUUUCGGAUGGAUUCUUGUCGGAAAGGGCGAUGACAAUGGCGACGAAGCUGUUGCAGGAGUGCUCAGGAAGCCGGUGGAUUACACGCUGGUUUGGAGUAGUGAAACUGUGAGAAUUAAGCAAGAUGGUUAUGGCUACAUUUGGCUACCAUUGCCACCACAAGGCUACGAAGCAGUUGGCUUUAUCGUCACAAAUUCCAGUGAGAAACCAUCCCUCGAUGAAAUGAGAUGCAUUCGUUCAGACCUCACUGACCCAUGCGAGAAAGACAUGUGGAUAUGGGGAACCAGGAAGGUCAAUAAUGAGAGUGUAAUUAAUGUCUAUGGCUCGAGACCUAAACAUAGGGGGACUCGAGCAUUUGGUGUUUGUGUAGGCGCCUUUAUCGCUCAAGUGGACGGGAGCGCUUCACCUUUAACCUUAGCCUGUUUAAAGAACAAGGAUUUUGGUCUAUCGUGUAUGCCAAACCUUAGCCAAAUAGAUGCACUAAUGCAGGCUUACUCCCCAUGGAUCUACUUCCAUCCCAACGAGCGUUACCUCCCCUCCUCGGUGAGCUGGUUCUUUAACAAUGGAGCUCUACUCUAUGAGCAAGGAGGCUCGAAGCCGAGCCCAAUUGACCCUAUCGGGUCGAACCUUCCGCAGGGCGGUUCAAACGAUGGCUCUUUUUGGUUGGAUCUUCCUGUUGACAAGGGGGGCAAAGAAAGGGUUAAGAGAGGAGACUUGGAAAGCUCGGAGUGUUAUUUACACGUAAAACCAAUGCUAGGCGCAGUGUUCACAGAUAUAGCGAUAUGGGUCUUCUAUCCUUUUAAUGGGCCGGCAAGGGCUAAGGUCACAUUUGUAGAUGUAAAGUUGGGGAAGAUAGGGCAACAUGUUGGAGACUGGGAACACGUGACAUUGAGGAUAAGCAAUUUCAAUGGCGAGCUAUGGAGAGUUUUCCUUUCACAGCAUGGUAUUGGAAGAUGGAUGUAUGCAUCGGAACUAGAGUUCCAAGGAGGGAACCACGUCGUAACAUAUGCUUCAUUGCAUGGUCAUUCUUUCUAUGCAAAGCCAGGACUUGUUCUACAAGGGAAUAGAAAAUUAGGCAUAGGAAUAAGAAAUGACUGUGGGAGAGGCAAGCUGAGCAUGGACAUGGGCAUGAGGUACAUUCUGGUUGCAGCUGAGUACUUGAGUUCAAUUAUCGAACCUCCAUGGCUUGAUUACACAAGGGAAUGGGGUCCAAAGAUUAGUUACAAGGCUGCGUCUGAGAUAUGUAAGGCGGUGAGGUUUCUUCCCGGGAAGCUUAAGCCUAUGGUGGUGGACUUGAUUAACAAACUCCCAAAAGAAGUGCUCGGGGAGGAGGGGCCUACCGGUCCCAAAAUGAAGCGGAGUUGGAAUGACGAUGAAGUGUAAGCAUAUCAUUAGCAAGAGAAUACAUGCCUGAAUUUACAGGAGAUAUCGAUGUAAUUUGUAAACAAUUCC